AUGCCGCUCUGUGGUGGAACAAAGUCUGUGCAGCGCAAGCUAGUGCUCCUCGGCGACGGUGCUUGCGGCAAGACAUCUCUGCUCAAUGUCUUCACGAGAGGGUACUUCCCCACGGUAUACGAGCCUACCGUCUUCGAGAACUAUGUACAUGACAUCUAUAUCGACAACACACACGUGGAGCUCAGCCUCUGGGACACUGCCGGGCAAGAAGAAUUCGACCGGUUACGAUCGCUUAGCUACGAUGAUACGCACGCUAUCAUGCUCUGCUUCAGCGUUGACUCUCCCGACUCGCUUGAGAACGUAGAGACCAAAUGGGUUUCCGAAAUCGCAGAGAACUGUCCUGGCGUUAAGCUCGUUCUGGUUGCCCUUAAGUGCGAUCUGCGGAAGAAGGACGAUGACGAAGAAGGAGCACAACCUGAGAAAGCCCUGAUCCAAUACGACGAAGGCCUCAAGGUCGCCGAAAGGAUCAAAGCCCUUCGAUAUCUGGAAUGCUCCGCCAUGAAGAACCGAGGUGUGAACGAGGCCUUCACAGAAGCUGCACGUGUUGCCCUGUCGGUCAAGACAAACAAGGAUCAGAGCAGCAGCUGCACUGUCAUGUAA
This is a messenger RNA of Didymosphaeria variabile, 600 nucleotides long. RefSeq names its product Rho GTPase (gene RHO3). The transcript is spliced from 5 exons. The record is from RefSeq and is a predicted model, not a curated record. Lineage: Eukaryota; Fungi; Ascomycota; Dothideomycetes; Pleosporales; Didymosphaeriaceae. Gene Ontology annotation, biological process: small GTPase-mediated signal transduction. Bases 1 to 600 code for a protein of 199 amino acids. Gene Ontology annotation, molecular function: GTPase activity; GTP binding.